Messenger RNA from Manduca sexta (tobacco hornworm), 3707 nucleotides. RefSeq names its product thioredoxin-related transmembrane protein 1. The transcript has 7 exons. Lineage: Eukaryota; Metazoa; Arthropoda; Insecta; Lepidoptera; Sphingidae. The record is from RefSeq and is a predicted model, not a curated record. Bases 41 to 946 code for a protein of 301 amino acids.
UUUAGUCAACCUAUGUGGCAACCCCACAUUAUAAUCAAACAUGGCGCGCGUACACACAGUUACUAAAAUUUUACAUUUUUCAUUUUAUUUUGCGAUUAUAUUAUGUUGUUUUACAAAUAAUGCGAGUGCUAACCGAGAAUUAGAUGAAGACAAUUGGCGAGAAAUCCUUGAAGGAGAAUGGCUGGUCGAAUUCUACGCGCCGUGGUGCCCCGCGUGCAAUGCGCUGGCGCCGGCGUGGCGCGAGCUGUCGUCCCGCGCGGCGCGCAAGUCGCUCGCGAUGAAGACGGCGGCCGUGGACGUCACCAAGUCGCCCGGACUCAGCGGCAGAUUCGUCGUCACCGCGCUGCCUACUAUAUUCCACGUGAAAUCCGGUGAGUUCCGCCAGUAUAAAGGCCCGCGUGACGUGGACUCGAUGCUGAGCUACGUGGAGCAGGAGAAGUGGAAGCAGGCGGAACCGGUGCCGAGCUGGAAGGCGCCUCAUUCGCUGCAGAUGAGCCUCGUGGCUGAGUUCUUCAAGCUAAGCCAGGCGCUCAGGAGCGUACACAACAUGCUGAUGGAGACAUACGGGCUGCCGACAUGGGGCUCGUACCUUAUAUUCGCCAUUGCCACGAUAUUCAUUGGAGCUGUGCUUGGAUUGAUUCUUGUGUGCAUCAUCGACCUGCUGUACCCGCCGCGCCGCUCGGAGAAGGUCCUCGUCACUCAGGCCGACCUCGACCGACGAGCCAAGGGAGAUCAGGAGAAGAAGAGUGAUGAUGAUCAGGAAUUGAUAAACGAUGACAUCGUGGAUGAGGAAGACAACGCUAACAGCGACGCGGAGAAGAACUCGCCCAGUGACACAUCGGAAGACGAGAAAGAGAAGCCGGCGGAGGGCGGUGGCGAUUCGAAGCCCGGCGAGGGCAAACAGAACACAGAGGUCCGCAAGCGCAGGCCCAGGAAGGCUGACUGAAAUCACACACCGAUGUAGUGACACACAGCUUACACUAACGCUGCAAUACACCAUAGACAAACUUAUCUAUGAAAAUCCUAGCGUAUUCUAAACAUUUUAAACGUAACUGUAGUAAAAUAUCAACGGUGUUGCAAAUUGAGGCCACACUUUUUUGUAACAUUAUAAAGAUAGGCGUUUGCUUACACUAAUAUUCGCUACAUCAAUAAAAAUAUAACUACAAUUUGUAUUUUUUUCGAAUGGCGUUAAUACCGCUUGGUUGACGACAUAGGACGCUAUUAGACGCACUGCAAUGGUGUUGAUACAUGCAUGGACUAUAAAUGCGUGUAGGCUGCAAUGGGCGGUAAAAUCCUUUCUAUUUGAUUGCAAUCAUGCAGUUAUUACUGCAGUCCUCACUGCAGAUGUGCACUUGAAUGCAGAUCUUACAAAGCGGAGUUCAGAUUAUUUCAUGCAAUUGAGUAACACUCAUGCAUAUUAUUUCAUGUAAUUGAGUAACCUUCUUGCAGUUGAGUAAUACUCAUACAUAUAACUUCAUGCAAUUGAGUAAUGUUCAUGCAAUUGAGUAACACUCAAACAAAUAACUUCAUGUAAUUAAGUAUCACUCAUGCAUGUUUCCCGCCCCCUAAGCAGUGCGUCUACAGCAUCUGCAUUAUGAAUGUGCUAAUAUUAAAACUGAUAUGCUAUACAAUGUUUAGUAACAAAUAGUUUAGAUGGCGGCGUAUUUUUUUUUUACAAAUACAUAGGAUUACUUUGACAUUGUCAAUUUUGUCUCGUAUGUUAUUUUGGUAAGUUAAUAUAAUUUACAUGUUAAUUCAUUAAUAAUUCUGAGAACGCUUUGUGAGCGAAUAUACUAUAAUAUGGACAUUUAUAAAUAAAAUUAAAUAUCGAAAAUAAGGGAUACAAAUUGGUAUAUUCCGAGGCGUAUAAAAUUGGUAUUUAUUGAAUAAUCCAAAUAUCCUUCCAUAGUUAUAUGUACACGCGUUUCGACAUUCGCGUUUUGAUCAAACUUCAUCUAAAUACUUUAUUUUAAAUGGUUUUCGCUUAAAGGCGCGAUUAUGUUAAAAUCGACUUUUCGGGUGCUCUGCAAAAAUUCAACCCAAUGAGGGUAAUUUAUGCCACCAGGUGGCGCUAUAUAAAAAAAACAUUCUGAAUCACCGACACUCCUAGCGACAUCUGUUGAGCCUUAUUUGCCCGCGUUUAGUGAUAAACACCUCAAUAGAGUAUUUGCAGUGACUUAUGAGCUCAAAUAAAGUGCAUUUCUUGCUUUAACAUAUUGUGUAAAGUUGUGACUAACAUUUCCUUAAGAUUUAGUAAAUAAAGUAAUGCUCGAUUGAGGACAAAUUUUCGUAAUGCUGUCUUAAUCUUACGUCUAUCACAUUUAAAGCCAAUAUAGUAAGUGCUUCAAAGAGAUAAACUUAUUAUAAAAUAAUUUAAUUCAUAGAAAUGUUAAAAGUAUGGGCAUUCUUGCUAAGACAAUAGAAUAGUAAUAUCAACCCUUUACUAUAUACUAUCCUAAUGCUAGCUACAGACCUACAAUUGAUUUGGGUUAGGCCUUUUGUCCAACACGCUGAGGCAUACCAGACGUUCCCCUGAAAAGAAAUAUUAAUACCCAAUAAAGGAUUUGUAGAUAUUUUUGGAUAACAUUCUGUAUCAUGGAGGAAAUAAGUCACAAACUUUUAAAUUUUGUCGUAUUAUAAUUGCAUUUACACACACGCGCGCACACACGAGUGUAUCAUUGUUACGCACCAAAACUAGUGUAAUUUUUAUUAAUUUAGGCUUAAUUACUAAAUGUAUGUGUUGUUGAUUAAAGUAUUAUUUUUCUUAUUAAAAACAAGAUAGGAUUUGGGUCAUAGAUAAAAAUCUCAUUUUGCCUUAAGACAAGUCCUUUACACUUUGGUUUCUAUUUUUUUACGUUUUUUUAGGAUGCAUUAUAAAACAAUUUGUAUGAAAAAUUUUACUUUGACAUUCAAUAUAUUUGUUUGUGCAUUAAAACAUCGUAAAAAGACACUUCAAAAAUACAGAAAUUAAUAUAUAGAAACGACUACCACGCUCAUGUGACUUCGAACUAAACUUAUAUUUAUUUUUACAGAAAUUAUAAGAACAUGCAAUGGUGCGAAGUGGUUGCGAAUCAUUUUAACGAAAGAUCGCUUGUUUUUUUUAUAUAAUUUACAUACAUUCCUCAAAUAUAUCGAUUCGAAAGCUCAAUGACUUUUUCUAAUGCAUUUUAGUUUUCGUUACGUACUUACGAGAUUAUAUAUUUGUAUAGCAAUACUCAAACUUCGCUUAUAUGUAUUGUAUAUAUGUAAGGUAUUUUUAUCGAUAUUGCACCCGUACUUAUCGAUAUAUUCACCUCCCUAGUUGACUAUUCGAUAGUGUAUAUUUAGAUAGAACAUUUGAUCGAUAAAUCCCCGUUGCAUCUACAUAUGGGAGAUCUGAUUUGAAAACAUCUUAAUAUAUGUAAAGUGCAAUAUCCAUAGGUACUUUAUAAUUUUCCGUUUACUUAGGUCAUUAUAUUUCGUAUAUAUUAAAAUUGGACGUUGUAGUAGAUGGUUGUGGACAGAUUGGAAUCAAUAAAACAAACUUAUAUAAUAACAAUUUAAGACAUCACUAAUUAGAAGCAAUGAUUGCUAUUGUUUUGUUGGUUUCGGUCUGUCGGCGGAGCGUAAGGUGUUACAAAUUUGCCUUGUACAAAGACUAAGAUUGUUUAAGUGUUGCGUUAAAACUAUUGACCUAGUGACUUGCUGAAUAAAUUGUAUUUGUAGAA